GAAGAAAUGGGAGUAGCAAAAACUAAAGGUGAGAAUUAAAAGAAGAUAUUGAAUCACAAACUGAAAUUGACCCUUGGAUAUCAACACUUUUUGUGUUUUUGUGAAUACAAUACCUGUUUAUUGACUAGAGUGAACCUAAGUCAGUUUUGAAAGGGCCUCUAAUUAUCAAAAACCUCCUAAGCCUGUCCCAGCCUCACCCCGUGUUCUUCUAACUUCUUUGCACCUGGGUUGCUGUUCUGAGCUUAUGACGGUGAGAUUAGGCAGCAUGAGGGUAUUACAGAGAGAUAAGUCAGGAUGCAAAGAUCCUUUUGUCUUUUGCAAAGAAGGCAGUGGGGCAGCUGAUAGGAACAGCAUUCAGCUCCGAGGCUGAAAGGGAAACACUAGCUGCCUGGGGGCUGUUAAAAUGAGUGACAACACUGCUCUGGCUGCUCCAGCUUCAAACCAGGGUCCUACCACCCCACGCAAAGGCCCUCCCAAGUUCAAGCAGAGACAGACUCGCCAAUUCAAGAGUAAACCUCCAAAGAAAGGUGUGAAAGGAUUUGGAGAUGACAUUCCAGGAAUGGAGGGGCUAGGAACAGAUAUCACAGUGAUUUGUCCGUGGGAGGCAUUCAGCCACCUGGAAUUGCACGAGCUCGCUCAGUUUGGGAUUAUUUGAGGUGCCAGAGGUUCUGCCACUCUCAAUGACAUCUGCUGUAAUUUUGGUUACUUUUGCCCUGAUGAUCUGCCGGAGUCUUGAAAUUCAGCUGAUUGGAAGUGGUUUUGUUGACUUUCGAGGUCAUUUCCUAUCAGUUACUACUAAGAAUUCUCUUACUGUCAGAAUCUGUCUUGCAGUACAGUUCAAAAUAGUGGAUGCAUUUCACACUUAACCACCUUUUCCUACCAGCUAGUUAGAAGUCAUCAAUAUUUCUCUACAUUUUGUUUAUGUGUAAGCCCUUUACAUCUAUUUUUGCUAGGCAUUCACUAUGAUUAAUAGGAGACUUUUAAGAUAACAUUUAUGUCACUCCCCACCUCCUCUUAUUUAAUAAACGAGAUAUUUACCUUGAA
Molecule: messenger RNA, 1044 nt
Organism: Chlorocebus sabaeus (green monkey)
Lineage: Eukaryota; Metazoa; Chordata; Mammalia; Primates; Cercopithecidae
Gene: PDE6H
Product: phosphodiesterase 6H
Biological process (GO): visual perception; positive regulation of G protein-coupled receptor signaling pathway; positive regulation of epidermal growth factor receptor signaling pathway
Cellular component (GO): photoreceptor outer segment membrane
Molecular function (GO): 3',5'-cyclic-nucleotide phosphodiesterase activity; cGMP binding
Source: RefSeq, a predicted model, not a curated record